AGAAAACCGCCAUUUUAGAUUUUGAUGCAUUCGAGAAAAUGGGCCCGAGUUUAGAAACGGCCACAAAACGAUAGAACAAUGGCCUAUUGUUACUGUCCAGACUAUCUUUUUUUCUUAUGACUAUGGAAAUAACCACCCUGCAUAACUUCCCCGCGCCGUAUCCUUUUCUUGCCGACGAGAAACCAUACGUAGGCACGUAAGAUACAGUGGUUGUGACCAAGACUAUUUAUACAAUCAUUUCUUCUUAGGGUGAAAAAAAUGUGCGGCAAAUAAAUGGUAAAGCAAAAAUGAAACUGACAAGCAUAAACAAAGUCAGAGAGAAAACUUCUUAAGCAUAAGCAGGAUGAAAAGAAUUGUUAUAAACAAAGAUAUACUGCAAAAAUUAUGCAAAUCUCUACCGUCACCUGGCGAAAGUUCUAGAGACAACACAGGACAAAGUUUUUUUAAAACAAAUUCAACUCCAACAGAUUUUAUAGUACAUGGGAGUGAUGGCAAAAAAGCUGUGGAAGAGUGGGAUAAAUUAUGUGCGAGUCAGACAUUGGGAUCAUCGUGCACAAUUACAAAACCAAAACAACAAAAAAACCCUAUUAUUUCAUCAGAAAAAGGUCAGACAUUGGGAUCAUCAGGUAACAUAACGAAAUCAAAAUUUCAACCGCCACAAAAACAACAACAAAAAAAAACACCAUCAGUUUAACAGAAAAGGGGUAAAUUAUACUAUUUAGCAUUGAUUAGUGUUCCAGUUCAAAAGGGUAUAUUUAUUACAAUUUAUAUAUAUUUGUGCUUCCUGUCUAUAGGUCUAGGUGGCAAGAGGGUGACUUACUGAUCCUGAUGAAGGAGAUAUCAGUAAGAAACCCCUUUCAAACAAAGAAAGGAUCAACGCAAAGAAGAAUGGCAUGGCAAGACAUUGCAGAAAAUUGCGAGAAGUCAAGCAUAACAAUUCCUGUUUCCGAAAGAGUGGUGAGAGAGAGGUUCCAGAUAGUAAAAGACAAGUUUUUAAGAAAAAUGAGGGCAGAAGAAAAAAGCAGUGGAAUCACAUGUACAU
Messenger RNA from Hydractinia symbiolongicarpus, 1042 nucleotides. RefSeq lists its product as uncharacterized. Lineage: Eukaryota; Metazoa; Cnidaria; Hydrozoa; Anthoathecata; Hydractiniidae. The transcript has 3 exons. Bases 344 to 694 code for a protein of 116 amino acids. The record is from RefSeq and is a predicted model, not a curated record.